AUGGCUGCGGCGAUGGCUAAGACUGUGGUCGCCUUCGAUCUCUACGGCACGCUUUUGUCCACCGAGAGCAUAGCACAGCAACUUGGCUCACAUUUUGGGAAAGACAAGGCUGCCUCCAUUGCUGCUGUCUGGAGAAAGUACCAACUGGAAUACACGUGGAGGCUAAAUAGCAUGAGACGCUAUGAGCAUUUCUCCGAGGUUACUCGCAAAUCACUUGAUCAUGCUCUGGGGGAACAUGGUGUGAGUCUCUCAGACGCCGACGCGGACAAACUCAUGGAUGCGUAUGAUUCUCUGUCCACAUUUCCAGAUGUCAACCCAGCAUUGAGACGACUGGGAGAACAGUCGGGCAUCACAUGUGUUGUCUUCUCCAAUGGCACGAAGACUAUGGUAUCCAACUCGGUCAAGCGAUCCAGCGAUCUGGAUUCCUCCGUCUUCAAGGACAUCAUAACCGUGGACUUUGUGGGGGCCUUCAAGCCUGCGCCAGAGGUCUACAAAUACCUCGCUGAACGGGUAGACAAGGUCGGGCAAGAGCGCUCGAUGUGGCUUGUGUCCGGGAAUCCUUUCGACGUCACCGGGGCCAGGGCAAUGGGCAUGCAAGCAGCCUGGGUCGAUCGAGCAGGAAAUGGCUGGCAGGAUAGACUCGGAGAGGCACCGACAGUAGUCGUCAAAAGUCUCGAGGAAGUAGCCGAUGCCGUGGAGAAAUACACGAGCGACUCGGCUACACGAGGCUGA
This is a messenger RNA of Capronia epimyces CBS 606.96, 732 nucleotides long. Its product is annotated as haloacid dehalogenase, type II. The record is from RefSeq and is a predicted model, not a curated record. Bases 1 to 732 code for a protein of 243 amino acids. Lineage: Eukaryota; Fungi; Ascomycota; Eurotiomycetes; Chaetothyriales; Herpotrichiellaceae. Gene Ontology annotation, molecular function: hydrolase activity, acting on halide bonds, in C-halide compounds. The transcript has 2 exons.